AUGGACAAGGGCAAAACUAACAUAUUUGGGAAAUCAUCCAAACAGACGAAAACGAUUGAGAAAUGUUACGAGGGUGGAAAAGAUUUUGCAAAGGCUAGCACUAUAUCCAUUAAAGAUUCCUCACAAUCAAAAGUAAUAAAAAAGAUUAAAUGGAGUGAAAUAAACACAAUUUCAAGCGAUGAGGACGUUUAUGCUAUUGAUAAACAAGAAACUGAUGGACCACCAAAUGAUAAUAAAGAAGGGGCAAACGUCGCGAUACCGCCCGAUGUAGCUAAGUGCAGUUUUAGUUUAGAUAAUGACGAAAUAAAUGCUAACUCAGAUGUUCAAGAUGCUAAAUCUUUGGAAGGAAAAAACAAAAAUAUAACUUUUAGUGAAUGCAUAGAUGAGUUGAAGGAAGAAAAAAAUAACGAAGAACGUAAUUUCAAUGCUUUGUCAGGCGCUGAUAGCCCAAAUAGCGAAGAUGGACAAAGUAUAAAUAAAACUGAGGACACAAAAGUAAUACCAAAAACUGAUAGGAAUGACCAAACUGCGACAAACGCGGAGGAGCGUACGGCGAUACUUAAGGAGGAAUCAACAACCGAAAACGUGGAACGUGUAAGCACUGAGGAUAAUUUUAAAGGAGAAGAAGCGAAUUACCACAAUGAAUCAAACCAAUUAUUAGAGGGAGAAUCGCGACCUGAAGAUGAAUUCAUAAAUGAAAACGAUCAAUGCGAAUUUACAAUGAAGGAGUUCCUUACAAAGCUUAAAGAAUUGAUAACGCUAAUAGGACAGCGCUCUUUUAAAAAAGGACCGAUCGGCCGUUGGGAACACUCCAUGAUA
This is a messenger RNA of Iphiclides podalirius (scarce swallowtail), 819 nucleotides long. NCBI's taxonomy places the organism in Eukaryota, Metazoa, Arthropoda, Insecta, Lepidoptera, Papilionidae. The record is from the annotation of a GenBank genome assembly.